CUGUUUGUGUAUAUCAAAAUUCGUUAUUGAUUUCCUUCUUAUUUAAACAAUAAACAUUUAAGCUGUACCCUGUUUAUUACUUGAAUGUAGUGCCAUAAGAUUGAAAGAGAGUUAUGGUUAAGUUUAUAUGUAUGAAAAAGUCACCGUAAAGGAAUUUUUGAAGCUAUGAGAUAAGGGAGUUAUGAGUCAGCCAUUCAGUUGUGUCACGAUUGAGCAUCAUAUAUAUUUGACAACCAUUUGAAAUAAAAAAUUGUGUAAUUUUGGAUUUGAAAGAUUGUUUGAAACGAAACAUUUGGUGACAAAAUACAAUUUAUUAACUUACCAGAAAAAUGUCUAAUGUUAAUAACUUGGAACAACAAAUUGCAAAUUUGCAAAUUAAUCAUGGGGAUAAUGUGAAAACUAUUAAAUCUGGGAAGAAAGUAGGACCUGCUGUACCUCCAAAACCAAAAAAAUCACAGCCACAGAUACCACAAAGUUAUACCAUAAAGGCUGCAUCUGUGCCAUCAUAUAGUACAGUACUUAACAAUUCUGGCCAAAAUGAAAAGUCAUCAAAUUUGUAUGUGAAUUCUUCUCAAUCAUAUGUGCCAUUAAAUAUAGAGAAAAAUGAUUUUUCUCUAUCAUCCACUGCAAAUGGAAAAGAUGUUCCUAAAAGCUAUCAGAAUAAUGAAAACUUCUAUGUGCAUCAAUCAGAUGAAAAAUUUGAGCCAAAGUAUGGAUAUGAUGAAAAGAAUCACUAUUCAAAUGUUGGGAAUAUGCCUGCUCCUCAAGUUCCAGUCGAAGAUCAUUCAAGAUCAACAAGAAACAUUGUAUAUAGUAACAUAGAUCCUCCAAUAGUUAUACCAAUUAAUAAAACAACUAAAACUGAAAAAGACAUAAUCUAUAGUAAUAUCCAAUGGAAUUCUAAACCAGAAAAUACAUAUUGUAAUAUUCCUACUGCACACAAUAAUGAUGACUUACCACCACCACCAGAACCUUCAGAAUAUGUUCCAUGUGUACCAGGUAGUUCUUUUCCACCACCACCAGAAGAAUUACCACCUCCACCAAGUCCUGUAUCAUCCAGUUAUAGUGAAUUAAGACGUGCUACUUAUCAAACUGAUUUUCCAUCUGAUAAUUAUCCAAAUGACAUUUAUGGUCCUAGUUCACAAUCCAGUUCUACAUAUGAAUCUAUAUAUGAACCAAUUAAUCCUAGACCACCGUCACAAUUAUCUUGCAAUUAUUCCAUGUAUUCUGGAUAUGGAUCUGCUACAUCCACCCAGCCCCAAGGAAAAGUAUCUCCAGUUAAGGAAGUGGAUGUUUUGACUGAUUUAUUAGUUCAAGGAAUGGAAGAUAAUACCGAAGACAGUGAUAUAUAUGGAAUUUGUGCUCAAUGUGGUCGUAAAGUUGAAGGUGAAGGUACUGGUUGCUCCGCGAUGGAUAAGGUGUUCCAUAUUGACUGCUUUUGUUGUUAUAUUUGUAAAGUCAAUCUACAGGGUAAACCUUUCUAUUCGCUGGAGAAUAAACCCUACUGUGAAGAAGAUUACUUGAACACUUUAGAAAAGUGCUGUGUUUGCACUAGACCAAUACUUGAUAGAAUAUUAAGAGCCACAGGAAAACCUUAUCAUCCAUCCUGUUUUACUUGUGUAGUUUGUGGACAAAGUCUGGAUGGUAUACCAUUUACAGUAGAUGCUACAAAUCAGAUUCAUUGUAUUCAAUGUUUCCAUAAGAAAUUUGCACCUCGUUGCUGCGUUUGUAAGUUACCAAUUAUGCCAGAACCAGGACAAGUUGGAACAGUACGCGUUGUAGCACUAGAUCGUAGUUUCCAUAUUCAGUGCUACAAAUGCGAAGAUUGUGGAUUGGUUUUGUCUUCUGAUUCUGAAGGUCGUGGCUGCUAUCCUUUAGAUGAUCAUGUAUUAUGCAAAAGUUGUAAUGCUACUCGAGUUCAAGCAUUAACAUCACAUAUGACAACUGAAUUAUAAAUGACAUAAACAUAAUAACUGAAGCAAGAUACUAGAUCAUUAUAUUUAUAAUUACAAAUUUUACAAAUUUUUAAUAUCUUAGAAAUAAGUAUCUGUAAGA
Messenger RNA from Eufriesea mexicana, 2055 nucleotides. It is a transcript of the gene Zyx, whose product is annotated as lipoma-preferred partner zyxin. The transcript has 6 exons. The record is from RefSeq and is a predicted model, not a curated record. NCBI's taxonomy places the organism in Eukaryota, Metazoa, Arthropoda, Insecta, Hymenoptera, Apidae. Bases 330 to 1955 code for a protein of 541 amino acids. Gene Ontology annotation, biological process: cell-cell adhesion. Gene Ontology annotation, cellular component: focal adhesion; stress fiber.